GAUCCAUCCCCACUUUCACGAUGUCUCCGUGGUCGUUCUCAUGGCUACCUGCUUUGCCUACUAUUGAUUUCUCUCUUCCCUCGGGUAUCCAGAAACGUUUUAUCUCAUUUGCGCUCAGGCAGUCCCUCGGACAUCUGCUCAAACCCGGUCAACUCGAUGUGCAGCAGGUGGAUUCCCAGAUUGGAUCCGGGUACGUCCAAGUCAGAGACCUUGAGUUGAACGACGAGGCCAUCAACGCUCUCAUCUCCGGGCUACCUAUACGCUUACGGGACGGCUCCGUAGGCAAAGUCACCGCUCGCAUCCCAUGGCCGAAUCCCCUCACCUCCUCCGUCGGCCUGUCACUCGAGUCUCUCCACUUGACGUUCUACCUGGAGCCCACACUCGCAGAUCCCACCGAACGGCCGUUUACAGACAACCUUGCCGAUUCCGUCGCGUCUGUGGCGGAAACGUUCAUUCAUGAGGAGCUCUCUGCGCGCGAAGAAGCGGCCCUACGUGAAUCCUUCCAUCCUGACCUUGCGCGAUCCGAUAUAUCCGAGUUUGAGGAGAACGUACCUGGCGGUCUCGAUCCGUUCAUCUCCGAGGACGAAGUGCACCAGCACGAUGCGGAACCUCCAGGGGUGUCCAUCUUCGCGACACUAAUUGAACGUUUAUUGGCUAGGUUCCAGUUCGACGCGACCGACACUAGGAUCACUAUUGUCAAUCCGCAGAACGCCAGCUUCACCUUGAUCGUUCCGGACAUCCGUUAUAGCACUGAGUCCCAGGCUACCGCUCCGCAGGUCCCCGAAGGCGGCGUGCACGAGGCUGCCGAGAAAGCUACACCGGGAGAAGUGCGGAAAGUCAUCAUAACCGGUGCCACUGUGACGACGCGAUGUUUGCGGCCCCCGAGCCCGAAAGCUCUGGCAGCGUCCCCUGCGACAUCUCCUGACACUGCGUCGGGCGACGCAGUGCUGUGCACUCCUUCCUCUCCCACCACGCCUGUCACCCCGGACCCGCCAGCGCCCAAUGAAGUGGAACUUUCACAGAGUCAAGCAUAUUCUCCAGAAUAUUCUCCAGAAGUGCCACAAAUUCAUGGCUUACCUUCACCCGCCGAACCCUCCUCUCCCUAUCAUUCAGAUUCAUCCGACAUGGACGAGGAGACCCAGAUGUUCAUGUCGCAGUCGAUUGCAAUGCUCCCUCCACGUCCAAUAUCCCCUGCCAGCUCGGUAGCGAGCAGCAUGUAUCAAAGUGCUAUAUCCACUUCUGCACCAGAUACAGGCCUCGAUGAUAUUCCGGAGGAGGCGUCGCAGUCUCGCAGUUCGACCCCCUCGCCUCCCGAACGAGUGGAAGCUGUCGAGGAACAAGCAGUUUCCAUACCCGUCGAGACAGUCGAGUCCCCUGCAGGCACACCGCCAGCUUCGCGGUCCCCAGUGACCUCCCCUUUCCAGCGUCGGCUGGAUAUUCGCACUGCCGAGAUCGAAGACGAGACAGUACUCUCGUUGGGAUCUGAGCCCAUCGAGAUACGGCUGACCACUCCCUCGCCGCAUCCUCCUCCUGUUCCUCAACCCUCCCCAUCUUCCGCACCGUCCAACGCACAGCAUGAUUCGCGAGCCGCGAGCCGCCCGACAAUCGAUGACAGCGCCCCUCGUCAAGACCGCAUGCGGGUGGACUUGACUAUGGGGACCAUCGCAUGUGCGCUCAGCGCGACGCAAAUCCGGAGCGUCAUCGACAUUGCGGAGGUCUGGACAUCCCACAGUCCUGCUCCAUCGCCUCUUCAGGUGUCCAAGGCCGCCGGAGAGGCCAGCUCUCCUUCUCCUUUCGACGACCUCGAGGCUGCGCUGCGCGUGCGUGGCGUUGUCAUUCUCUUGUUGUCGUCAUCAAGGACGUCCGCAUCAAGUCCAGACGACGCAUUGACGGAGUUCUUCUCUCGGCCUCUGGUUCCCCCGCGCCUUCCUGGUGGAUACGUACGCGUUCAUAUCGAAGGGAUUUCCAGCUCUGUGUCAAUACGUCCCGGAGAUGUGGCCAAGGGCAGGCGAUCAUCGUCUGGACGAGAUGCACCAUCUAUUUCUGCGUCAUUGACGAUCUCCGAGAUCUCUGCAUUCGCCUUCCUUCCUCCCUCAUCUCCCGAUGCCGAUAUGUCGGCGUCUCCCAUCCUUGUCACGGACCCACACCUUCCUUCCCAAUAUACCCCGGGCCACGUCCACCCCUCACUUGAUACCUCUCCGGAACACAGCGCGUCAUUACCGGUCUUCGACAUCAUCGACUGGACGCACCCAAGCCAGAGAAGCGCUGGCGCGAAGCUCUCCUGGUGGAGAACAAAGCCCGUUGCUACAGCACGUCCCUCGUCGCAAAGCACAAGACGAGACCCGGAACCCUUCGAGUCUUCUAGCCCUCCCUUCACCCGUCCAUUCCCAGUGGUAUUGCCUUCCUCCCCAGGACGACUCGGACUUGCGGGGUUGUCACCAUCUCCUGGGAAGGGACAACACGCGAUACCCAAGCCUACAUCUCCGGCCCUCACCGUGAAGUUCAGAUCCGCGACGAGAGACCACCGCGACGCGCCCGACGUACAGGUCUCGCUUGCACCUGUUCACGUCUUCCUGGACGUCGGGGCGAUGCUCAGCCCCGCGCAGGAUGGAAAGAGCGAGCUGUUGCGAUUCGUCGAAGAGCUUGCCGGGUCUCGUGAUCCUCAACAGACCCAGGGCCUAGCUGAUGCGGAGCCUAUGGAGUCUGACGACGAUACAGAGGACGGAGGCUCGCGUCCUGGGACGCCUCGAGCACCUGGUUUGCGGGGGUUCCGCGAAGACGAUGCCGAACGGGAGAGGCGACGUCUGGAGCAGCUGGUGUUGGAUGACCUGGACCUGGGCUAUGACUACCGCAAGCCAACUGCACAAACCCAGACGACCCCAAGAUCACGUCGUGUCAAGAAAUCGCGACACAAACCAGCAGCGAUGUCUAUUUCUGUCAACUUGCCUUCUGUCCGAGUGGAGAUCCGCGUCCCCCCUCCGGCGCAACGCCAACCUCGUUCAGGCGCCGUGAUCCUUGACAUUCACGACCUCUGUCUCACACCCGGGAGAGCGCCGGAACGCGGAGGCGACCGCACAGCCAGGUUUGGAACUGCUGAGGACCUGUUUGGUGCGGGGCCUGCCCCUCGCGCGUCAAGACAAGACGACAAUAUCCUGCUUGGCGCGACAUGGAAGCGAAUAGUCGUCGCGUACUCGCUUGUGGGGGAGUCGAAGGCUCGCGCCAUCCUGUCUUUGGGCCCGUUGACCGCACAAGAUAGCGGGUCGAUCUUCGGCGUGGGCACCCCACCUGCACGCGAGGUCCCUGGCAACAGCCUCCAGCCUCAAGUGCUAGUCAGUCGGACGCCAGUCGCACCGAGCGCGGUCGAUGCUGUCAGCUCCACCGCAAUAUCACUGGACAUACCCUCCGUCCACGUCGAACUGUCCAAACCGCUUAUUGACGGCCUCCAGCUGUGGGCAGACGACCUAAGCCAGCUCAUGGAGGCUGCAUUUUCCCCGCAAGCAGGGUCCGAUACGGGCACACAGAGAGCUGGUAGCGGGGACUCGAGCAUGAUCGGUAGCCGAUUCUUCGCUAGGACGGAGACGUCUGGAAGCGCGCCCGAUAGUGGGGUCACUAGCCUCGCGGGUACGAUCAGGGCGCGACAGGAGCCUCGCAGUGAGACGGCGGUCAAGAUUACGGUUACUGAGGCUGCUGUCAGGUUGUGGGUACCGAGAGAAGACAACGAGCAAUUCAUUGCUCGGCCUUUCGAUCUGGUAGCGUCCGAUGUUGAUGUGCUACUGGAGCUCAAGCCAGAGGGGAAGGAUGAGACCGUUGUCACUGUAGGAGUAAUGGACCUCAAUGUGCACGACCACAGCACGACGGGGCGUAACUGCUUCCUUUCCCUGACCACGCCUCGCUCCCUCAACACCACGGUCAAGUCUGCCCUCAAGCUCCGCUUUACCUCAUUGGUAGUUCCUGAGACUACAGCCAAGGAGUCCAGGGUCCGGCUUACGCUUUGUGGGAUCACGUACCAUUUCUACCCUGACCUGAAGUGGGCGACCGACCUCGGCCGCUUCGUCAAGGCACCGCCAGGAGCCUUCGAGUCUGUCGUUCCCAGCGAGCGGACGCGGGUCAACGUCAAGGUCCUGGACACAUCGAUCCGUCUUCUCGCGCCAUCACAUCCGGGGGCCGUCGUCCCAUAUAUCGGAGAGCUCGAUUUCUCGACUGUGAUAGAGGGAAACUCACCCACUUCAACGAUAAACCUCGCUAUUCCAGCGUUGUCGCUCCUGCUCAUAGACGAUAUAUCGAGCUCUCCAGAGGAUUCAGACGCCUCUGGUCGCGCACAUGCAACCGCGCAUGGCGUAGGAUUCUGGAAGUCGGCUGGAUAUGCGCUGUUCGUGGAGGUGUCCGACCUCAUCCUCUCAUUCAAGAAGAUCGACUCCGUAACGCCACCCGAUACCCGACUUCUCAUCGAACAAGGUGAUCUUCGCUUGCACAUGUGCGCAGAUACGAUGGGAGCACUGGGCGCGUUUAUCGGAGACCUGUCGAGUGCAUUCAAACCUCCCGUUCCAGAAACACCCGCCGAGGUCAAGCCGCGUAUCGAGCCUCCGAAUGUUAGCAAGAGGCCUGCGCACGGUCGCAGCAUGCUGUCUUCUCUGGACGAACAAGCGUUCAGGCGCGUACCCGAGGUCGGCGCCGCUCCCGACAUGAUAGAGGAUGACCUCCCAACGAAUCCGGAUUACCUCGAUGAGUCGUUCGGGGCUGCCGCCGGUCUUCGUGAGCUCAGCGACGACGAGUUCGACGAAUCAGAUGUCGAAGGCUCUUACACUCCUCUGGGCGCUGAGGAUCCGAGAGGCGUCACAUCCGCAUGGGGCGGCGAGACGGUCAGGAUACUGCGACCCGAAGGAAUUCGCGUGGUGGAGAACUACUUCGAGACCUUGCCGCCUGACCAGGGUGAUUCCAGUUAUGGUAAUACGACUUUUCGCACGCGUGUUCACGACUUCAAUGUUGUGGUCUUCUUGUACGAUGGGUACGACUGGGUGCGGACCCGGAAGAUCAUCGAGGAGAAGGCGAAGGAGAUGCGGCGCAAACUUGCCAAGAUCCGCCAACUCGUCGCCAGCGGGCAGACCCCGGAUCCGAGCGUGGAGGAGACGAAUGCGCUGCUUUUCAACUCGGUGUACAUCGGUUUGGAGCACAACAUCGACGAGCUGGAACCGGGCGCGCUCAUCGCGGCUAUCGACGAGGAGCUGAACGAGGACUUCGAGACCACUACUCAAAGCUCGUGGCAGUCUCUGAAACCUCAGCCUUUGGCGUCACCUGGCAGAGGUGGCUCCAAUUCAACGAAGUCUCAUCGUCGACGUCUUCGUCGUGCAAAGGGCCCUAGCAUGGAGUUCCGGUUGGAGGGCCUGGAUGCGGAGGUAGACAACUAUCGGGAAGACGAAGACCUGGUCUCCCGAAUCUUGGCUACCAUCAAGGAGGUCGAAAUCUUGGACCACAUCAAGACCUCGACAUGGAAGAAGUUCUUGACAAGUCUCCAUACGGAUGCACGCGGAAACGUUCGGGAGAGCGACUCAAACAUGGUACGGGUCGAGCUCCGCACACUGCACCCGGUUCCUGGUCACCCGUCGGAAGAAGCUAGACUUCGCGCCAAGGUUUUGCCCCUGAGGCUGCAUGUGGAUCAAGAUGCGCUGGACUUCCUAAAGCAGUUUUUCAGCUUCAAGGACCCCGACGCUGCCCCGCCCGCCGCGCCCUCGGAGCCGUCGAACGAGAUUUACUUCCAGCAAGCCGAAGUCUUCCCGAUUGACCUGAAGCUGGACUAUAAGCCCCGCAGAGUGGAUUAUCGAGCCUUGCGCGAGGGUCGCACAAUCGAACUGAUGAACUUCUUCCACUUUGACGGCUCAGAGAUGACCUUGCGGCACCUUACGCUCAAUGGGAUUACUGGAUGGCCGCGAUUUUUCGACCUCCUGAACGACCUCUGGACACCUGACGUCAAGGCAACUCAGCUGGUCGAGGUGAUCUCCGGUGUAGCCCCGAUCCGGUCCGUCGUGAACGUCGGGUCCGGUGUAGCCGACCUUGUCUUGCUGCCCAUCGCGCAAUACAAGAAAGACGGGCGCGUGGUGCGCGGCCUCCAGAAGGGCGCGAAUUCAUUCGUCCAGUCGACCGCGAUGGAGGCCAUCCGACUCGGCGCACGCCUCGCCACGGGCACCCAGGUCAUCCUGGAGCAGGCGGAGACCGUGCUCGGCGGCCACUUCAGGGACCAGGUCACGGCCGAGGCGCUGCAGAUACCUCCCGGAUUUGAGAUUGACGAGGAGGGUAUGGAAGAAGAUGCGGGAGAUCUGAUCAGCAAGUAUGCGGACCAGCCGACGAAUGUGAAGGAGGGCGUCAAGUCGGCGUACAAGAGCCUCAAACGGAACCUCAAUUCCGCGGCGCAGACCAUCCUGGCGGUGCCCAUGGAAGUGUACGAACGUUCGGGCAACGAGGGACCCGUUCGCGCCGUCGUGCGCGCCGUACCGAUCGCGGUCUUGAAGCCCAUGAUCGGUGCCAGUGAGGCCGUGAGCAAGACACUGCUCGGUCUCCAGAAUACCCUGGAUCCCAACAUCAGACAAGAGAACGAGGCGAAAUACAAGCAGCGAUGAGUUGGAAGGAUCUUGCUUUCUUGCAUAGACGGAUGUUUUUCACUGUACUUCCGCAUUCGUAGUCAUACCUGUACACAUUACCGGAAACAUAUCUCAUACCAUAGGUGUACACUACCAUAGCAAUACAUCGAGCAGACUGGCCACAAAGCAUAUCGACGCGUGAGGGGGAAUAAUCGAGAAAAGGCGAAGCAAGCAGGGCGGCGAUACAACUUAGUCGAUCUCCAUACCCAUUGACCGGCCCUCUCCUGAAACGAGAGCGCUCCGGCUCUUCGCCGCAACCUUGAUCUUCUCCUUGAUCUUUUCAGACUGGGGAGUAAUGGGCUGGACGAGCUUGACGGAGGUCUUCUCGAGCUUGCGCUUCCGGUGAGCCUUGAGCUUCUCCCUUGCGGCAGCCAUACGGUUCUUCCAGAAUGCGUUCUCCCUCUUCGACUUGAUCUCCGCAAUCCUCCUGAUUGCCUUGACCGUGUUCUGGACGAGCUCGCGGUCGUAGCGGACGGGGACGUUUCUCCUCUUCUCGAAGUCGAUAGUGGAGUCCACAGUCAUCUCCUUGCCCGCAGCCUUCCGGAACGCCUUCGUCCAGCGGACCUUCCUCGGGUUACGCUUCAUCUUGAAGUUUUUAUGGCACUUCGAGGUGCAGAAACGGAAGACCUUCGCAUCGUUCCGGACGAACGCGGACCCGUGCCCCGGGUAGACGCUUUUUGAGCAGAAGUAGCACUUUUCGAUACGCAUGGCGGCAGCAGUCCAAGAUGUGUGC
Trametes versicolor FP-101664 SS1 is the source of this 7365-nucleotide messenger RNA. RefSeq lists its product as uncharacterized. The transcript is spliced from 21 exons. The coding region runs from base 21 to 6611 and encodes 2196 amino acids. NCBI's taxonomy places the organism in Eukaryota, Fungi, Basidiomycota, Agaricomycetes, Polyporales, Polyporaceae. Gene Ontology annotation, molecular function: phosphatidylinositol-3-phosphate binding. Gene Ontology annotation, biological process: autophagy of mitochondrion; piecemeal microautophagy of the nucleus; autophagosome assembly. Gene Ontology annotation, cellular component: extrinsic component of membrane; phagophore assembly site. The record is from RefSeq and is a predicted model, not a curated record.